AUGUCUUCCCAAAAUGCCUCGAACACAAUCGACCUCUCUCAACAACAGCCACUCACCUCCAAGGAUAUCAUCGACGAUUCCCACUGUCUCGGCAGCAGAGAUCAGGGCGCCACAAUCCACAACCAUCACGAGUUGACCCAACUCGAGAAGGCCGCUUUGCACGAUUUGCUGAAGGGGUGGUGCAAUACCCGCCCCAAUCAAUCUGUGACACCGAUCCUUCAACAGAUGUUCUAUGCGAGGAUUUUCGAAUCCUGGAACUCGGACAACGGUUCUGUCUCGAUUCCUGCGCGUCCUGGAAAGAAGCAGCUGGCACAAGUGGCAGUUGCUGUUGGCACCUUCAAGAUGGACCUACCAGUAACCCCGAUGAAGCGCAAGUCGGGCGAAAAUCUUCAGAACAAGCCCGAGAGGCGAGCAGGCGCGAAGGCUUGGCUCAGCGUUUAG
Molecule: messenger RNA, 441 nt
Organism: Fusarium pseudograminearum CS3096
Lineage: Eukaryota; Fungi; Ascomycota; Sordariomycetes; Hypocreales; Nectriaceae
Exons: 1
Coding region: 1-441 (146 amino acids)
Source: RefSeq, a predicted model, not a curated record